Molecule: messenger RNA, 1215 nt
Organism: Colletotrichum godetiae
Lineage: Eukaryota; Fungi; Ascomycota; Sordariomycetes; Glomerellales; Glomerellaceae
Product: Dip2/Utp12 family-domain-containing protein
Exons: 1
Coding region: 1-1215 (404 amino acids)
Biological process (GO): maturation of SSU-rRNA from tricistronic rRNA transcript (SSU-rRNA, 5.8S rRNA, LSU-rRNA)
Cellular component (GO): nucleolus
Source: RefSeq, a predicted model, not a curated record
AUGUCCUCAAGGCGGAGAUCUUCCGGCAAAUUCACGGCUCCAGUCGUCAAGUCGACUCCCAAGGCUUCCAAGACCACAAUUGACGAGAGCAGAGCCGCCGUCUCCGCGACAGACUCUCUGCAGGCCGCGCUCAAGGGCAACACCAACGAAGCGAUUGAGAUUUCUUCCGGCGAGGAGAGCGAUGAGGAUGUUUCGGACGAGGAAAUGGAAGGCGCCGAGGUCGAGACCGGCAACGCAAAGAAAACCGUGAACGGCACCGCCACAGAAGAAACCACCACCACACAAACCAAGGCCGAUGCCGAAGCCGGCGUCGCAGAGGACGAGGAGGAGGCAGGGUCGCCCACCUUUGGCGAGCUGAUCCGCGGCACAAUCGACGUCCCUGCCAUGCUGGCGCAACAAGAGGACGCCAACAGCAAGGCCCUCGUCUCGCAAUCAUCAAGAAAGGGCCUCGAACCCGUGUCGCUAUCCUCUCUGAGCACCGUCCUCACCCAGGCGCUCAAGACCGACGACACCGACCUCCUCGAGAACUGCCUGCAGACUAGCCAGCCCGAAGGCAUCAAGCAGACGAUUGAGCGCCUCGACAGCAGCCUUGCCGGCAUCCUCCUCACCAAGCUCUCCGCCCGAUUCCACAGACGGCCCGGUCGCGCGGGCAGCCUCAUGGACUGGGUCAAGUGGACGCUCAUUGUACACGGCGGCGUGUUGGCGACCCAGACCAAGGCCCUGGAGCGGUUAGUCACGCUACAAAAGGUCCUCAGCGAGCGCUCGCGCGGUCUGCCGAGCCUGCUCGCCCUCAAGGGCAAGCUGGACAUGUUGCACGCGCAGAUGGAGCUCAGAAACGGACGGCCACGUAGGGGUGACGCCGCGAGACAGCUCGAGGACGCGGAUGACGAAGACGAGGAGGAGGAAGGCGCCAUCUAUGUUGAGGGCGAGGAGGACGCCGAGACGGCCAACGGCGCAAGGAAUGCGCUGCUGGGAGACGACGAUGACGACGAGGUCCCUGCUGCCAAUGGCUUCGUUGGCGACUCGGAUGACGAAGAUGAUGAGGAGGAGGCUGUGGCGGCGGAGGACGAGAGUUCGGGCGAGGAGGUUAUUGACGAGGAUGAGGUCGACCACAAUGAUGUUGAGGAUUCGGAUGAGGACGAUGACAGCGACGCGGAGGCGGCACCGCCGACAAAGGUUCAGAAGACUGCUUCUUCGUUCGCAAAGAGAAAAUAA